CUUAAUAAACUUCACCAACACCUCUCUCUCUCUACACUCAACAAGAUAUAUCAUGUCAUCUCCUAGAGAUAGAGGGAAAAGCUUGAUGGAAUCAUCAGGAUCAGAGCCACCGGUGACACCAAGCCGUUACGAAUCACAGAAGAGGCGCGACUGGAACACUUUCGGACAGUACCUGAAGAACCAGAGACCAUCCGUGCCGAUGUCUCACUGCAGCUGCAACCACGUGCUUGAUUUUCUCAGGUACUUAGACCAGUUCGGUAAGACAAAGGUGCACGUUCCUGGAUGUAUGUUCUACGGCCAGCCUGAGCCACCAGCUCCUUGCACGUGCCCUCUCAGACAAGCUUGGGGGAGUCUUGAUGCUUUGAUCGGACGGCUGAGAGCGGCUUACGAGGAGAACGGUGGAUCUCCGGAGACAAACCCUUUCGCUAGUGGAGCGAUAAGGGUUUAUCUGAGGGAGGUUAGGGAGUGUCAGGCCAAGGCUAGAGGGAUUCCUUACAAGAAGAAGAAGAAGAAGAAGCCAACAACAGAGAUGGGUGGUGGAGGAGACGACUCUUCCUCUUCCUCCUCUUCCUUCAGCUUCUGUUAAGAUUCUCCUUCUUGGUGAAAGACUUUGUGGAUCAAUAAAAUCUCAGAGAGGGAUCAAAUGUAAAAGAGAGCUCAAAUCUAUCUACUGAUGAUCAAGAAGUCAAAGUAAAGUGUUAUCUUCAACAUACAUUUCGGCCCAUUCUAGCCGAUCUUCAUCCACUCCUUCAUUUCUGUAGCUAUCGAUCGAUUAUAUAUCUUCAUCUUUAUUCUCUUAUUAAGCUCUUUUUGAAUAAGUAAGUGUAUAGAUUUUAUAUACUUAAGACAAGUUUGUAAGACAAGUUUGUUUUGUACUUCUAUGUCUUCUAUAAGUACAACAUAUUGUUUUUAAA
Molecule: messenger RNA, 914 nt
Organism: Eutrema salsugineum
Lineage: Eukaryota; Viridiplantae; Streptophyta; Magnoliopsida; Brassicales; Brassicaceae
Product: protein LIGHT-DEPENDENT SHORT HYPOCOTYLS 10
Exons: 2
Coding region: 53-586 (177 amino acids)
Biological process (GO): mRNA transcription; response to light stimulus
Cellular component (GO): nucleus
Source: RefSeq, a predicted model, not a curated record